Molecule: messenger RNA, 3671 nt
Organism: Aspergillus aculeatinus CBS 121060
Lineage: Eukaryota; Fungi; Ascomycota; Eurotiomycetes; Eurotiales; Aspergillaceae
Product: guanine deaminase
Exons: 4
Coding region: 162-3629 (1155 amino acids)
Biological process (GO): regulation of DNA-templated transcription; guanine metabolic process; DNA-templated transcription
Cellular component (GO): cytosol
Molecular function (GO): zinc ion binding; guanine deaminase activity; DNA-binding transcription factor activity, RNA polymerase II-specific
Source: RefSeq, a predicted model, not a curated record
AUUAACCACACCCCCACACCCUGCAGGAUUGCAAUUCUUAUCUUCAAUCCUCUUCCCAGAUAACUAAAUCACAAGCAUCAUUACAGGAGACAUCGUUGUCAUCCCGGUAUGGCCUGCGGUCCGAGCCGCCCUCCCUGGUCUGUUGCUCCUCUACAGGCACCAUGACGAAUCGUGACCCCGACUUUCGACACCAGCUGGGCAAAUUUCGUCUCGAUCCAUUACCAAUUCCCUCCCACUCGUCCCGUGCUCCUCCAGCGAAUACCACUACCCCUGCUGCGCCUUCAUACACUGUCUCGCCUUCCUUACAGACGUCUCUUCCGCCUCCAUUAUCCCAGCAGCAGCAACAGCAACCGCAACAUGCACUCCCCCCACCACACAUACCUCGGUCCCAAGCUUCGGUCUCCCCUGUUCCUCCACCUCGCAGUAAACGAGUCUCGACUGCCUGCGACUUCUGUCGGAAGAGAAAGAAGAAAUGUGAUUUCAGAUAUCCCAAUUGUUCUGCCUGCACGCGCGCCGGCGUUCGUUGUACCAUCCCCCCACCGGGUCCUCAGGUCGCCGCAGCCUCCGUGCCCCGCGAUCAAUUGGAGACUUUACAAAACAGGGUCCGAUGGCUGGAGGAGGUCAUACGCCGUAAGACGGGUAUCUCGGUCGCGGAACGGCCUACAGGGGCCCAAUUGGAUGGGGAGGCCGAUCCGGACUGGUGGUAUCAGGUUCCCGCCAUGAUGAUGGCGCGCGAGGCUCCUACGCGCUCCACCACCGCGACCACCACCCCUACAGCAGCGGCCGUAUCCAGCAGCGGCUCACCACCGAACUCCUCCACCGUGGGUACAGAGUUACCCAAUGUGGGCGAAAUUUUCCGGGAUCAAUUGGAACACCGCCGCCCUUCAGUCGCCCGACCCGCCGCGUCUGCCCCCCGGGUGGUUCGGCUUCCCUCGUUGGAUGAAGCGGAGCGAGUUGCGUCCCAGUACUUUGAUAGCAUGGGCUAUCAGUACCCUUUCCUCAACCGCACGGAGUUCUUCACGAAUAUGCGCCGCAUCUAUGCAGGCGAAGUUCCUGCUCCCGAGGUCCAUAAUUCGUAUCAUAUCACCAUUGCGACCGCCUUGUUGAUCGGGUCGGGUGAUGGAUCCAAAGCUGUAGAAUUCUAUCAGGCUGGCACUGAGACCCUCUCGUCGGCGCUACAGAACGAAGACCUGGCGGCCGUGAGAGCUUUGCUGAGCAUGGCACUGUAUACUAUGUUCGCCACGAGUGGCCCGAGCGUAUGGCAUUUGCUGGGGACCGCUCUUCGCUUGGCUAUCAGCUUAGGCUUACACAAAGCUCGGCCCGUGGGAAAUUUGGUCGACGAGGAAAUGGCGAAACGAGCAUUCUGGAGUCUUUAUAACCUGGACCGGCUAAUUGCAAGCACCCUUGGGCGGCCGUUAGGUAUCGCAGACGAGGACAUCUCAGUGGGUUUGCCGCGAGAGUUCAACGAUGACUGGUCUGAAGCCCCCGGGGCCAGCGCCAUGACCAUUCCCUUGCAGGUCGUGCGUCUCCGGCGGAUCUUCUCCCGUCUUUAUUCUUACUUGUACAAUAAUCAGCCUCCACCACCCCCUUCUGAGGUCUUAGUCACGCUUGGGCACUUUCGUCAAGAGCUGGACGAGUGGCGUCGGGCUGCCCCAGUGUAUCCACCGGCAUUGCUCUACUCAACCAGCUAUUAUGACUACCUUUACGCGACUACUUUGCUUCUCAUGUACCGCCCAAGUCCACGAAACCCAACGCCAGAUGCGGCUAGCAUUGUAAGCUGCGGGGAUGCUAGUAUCCAGGUCCUCCGGUCGUACUGGGACAGCUAUUCGGCAGGAAAGCUUAAGUGGAUCUGGUUGACUCUCAGUCAGAUAUACUUUGCUGGGAUCACUAUCUUGUGGUGUUUGAAUCACAACCUGCAAACCGUCCGUGAGGGUCUAGUGGCGCCGUGGCAGCCUGAGGAGCGAGCGAUGCGGCGUGCCAUUCAGGCCGUUAUUGUUGUGCUAGAGGAGUUCGGCAAGCGUCGACCAGGAGUCGAGCGAUUGGCGGAAUCCUUCCGCAAUCAGAGUACCACGAUCUUCAGCCAUUUCGCAUACCAGCAGGAGCAGCAGCAACAGCAGCAACAUCUCAUUCCACCCCCACCUCCGCCUCCACCUUUGUUGGUUCCGGAGGAGCAGUCUCUGCCUCCUCAGCCGCAGCAUGUUUUGAUGGCGCCGCCGGUACCGAUGGCACCGGUACUUGACGACGUUCUGCUGGUCGAUGCAUCCGGAAUGGUGCCAGUAAUCGAUCCCCAACUGGCAGAGCAACUGUUCUAUUCUUAUGACUGUUCAACUGAGCUGGUGAUCCUCACCGACACGGUGAUCAUUGUCAACCCGACCGGCAUCAUCCAAGGUAUCCACCCGUCCACGCCAGCAGCCACCAUUUCACAACUGCUGGUGCAGCAUCACGACCUGAACCCACCUACGUAUCGCUUGACCAUCCUUGGUCCAACUGAAUUUCUCAUUCCCGGCUUCAUUGACACUCACACCCACGCUCCACAGUGGGCACAACGCGGCACUGGCCGAGGCAUUCCUCUUUUACAAUGGCUAGAGGAGAUCACGUUCCCCCACGAAGCUAGAUUGGACGAUCCACACUAUGCACGACGGCUCUACUCAGUGUGUGUCCGAGGAGGCCUCCAGCAGGGCGUCACAACCGCCUGUUACUAUGGGUCGCGUCACGCCGAGGCGUCCGUGAUUCUGGCUGAAACCUGUCUCGCCCAGGGCCAACGUGCAUUGAUAGGCAAAUGCAACAUGAAUCGCCACGCACCAGACUGGUACUGCGAUAGCUCCGCUGCUGAAUCGAUCACAGACACGGAAACGUUCAUCCGAAAAGUCCGGGAUCUGGACCCUGACCACGAACUAGUCACUCCGGUGAUCACGCCCCGAUUCGCCAUUAGCUGCGAUGAGGAGCUUCUCCACAAGCUGGGACAGCUCGCAGCCCGCCACCCGGACCUACCAAUUCAAACCCAUUUCAACGAGUCACGCGGCGAGGUGGAGUUCACACGGACCCUCUUCCCCAAUGACACGAGUGAGGCGGAGCUCUACGAACGGCUGGGGCUUCUCAACGACCGCAGCAUCCUUGCCCACGCAAUCUACCCAUCUGAUGCGGAGAUUGACCGGGUGGCGCAGCUGAACUGCGGGAUUGCCCACUGCCCGAUCCCGAAUGUGACGAUGGAUGUGUUCAUGGUGGCACCGGUGCGAGAGUACCUGCGGCGGGACAUCAAGAUCGGACUCGGGACCGACUGCGGCGGGGGAUAUUCAAGCUCUAUGCUGGAGGUGAUGAAGGCCGCGUUUGUAGUCUCGACCGCCGGAAGUACCAUGACGCAGGGACGCGAUGAACCGUUGACUCUCACGGAGGGGUUUUACAUGGCCACCUUAGGGGGCGCGCGAGUCUGUGGGCUCGAAGGAAAAGUGGGGAAUUUUCGCGUUGGCAAGGAAUUCGAUGCGUUGCUGGUGAGGACGAAGACGGGUGUGAUGGCGCCGGUGGAGGACUCCGAUGAUGUAAGGACGGUGUUUGAGAAGUUUCUUAUGACAGGAGAUGACCGCAAUAUUAUGCAGGUCUUUGUCAAAGGAAGGAGAGUCCAUGUACUCUAAUGCUGUGGUAUACUGGAUAAAGGGGAAAAUUGAGCGAUCUCU